AGAUCGGGUAUUGGAAUGCAAUAUUCGGAAUAUGCAUGCUCCUCCAUCACCGUUAGUAGAGAACUACCUGCGGGAAGCGGGAUUUUGGCACGUGGCGACGGUAGGCCGGGGAUGCAAGUUGGAGACGAAACUGAUCAGUGCGUUGAUCGAGAGGUGGAGACCUGAGACGCACACAUUUCAUCUUCCAUGUGGAGAGUGCACUAUCACUCUAGAAGAUGUCCAUCUGCAUUUGGGAUUGCCGGUGGACGGGCACCUAGUCACUUGGUCUGCCCAAUCUAACAAUUGGGAGGCGGUGUGCUACGAGCUUUUGGGCGCCGUUCCGGAUAAAAUGGAUGGAGGUAAGGUGAAGAUGGGCUGGUUACGUGCCACCUUCCCCGGUCUGAAUGAAAAUUCAACCGAAAUUGAACGAAUCCGAUAUGCUCGAUCAUACAUUCUUCAAAUAAUUGGAGGCUAUCUCAUGGCCGACACGUCACGGAGUCGUGUACAUCUAAGGUGGCUACUAAAACUCGUUGAUUUUAGAGCAGCCGGUGAAUUUAGUUGGGGGUCUGCCGUUUUGGCAACAUUAUAUCGGGAGAUGUACGGGGCGACCAAACCGAUGAGAGCAAAAAUCGGAGGAUGCCUGUCACUACUGCAAUCAUGGGCACGGUUUCGCUUUCCAUUUCUACGUCCUCGAGUGAACCACCCAUAUACAUUCCCACUCGUAACGAGGUGGAACCAUCCGGCGAGUUAUCGUGGAUUACCGUCUGAACUUGAAGAUAUACGGCUUCUAUUGGACCAACGGUCGGAAGCAGAAGUAAGUAUUACAUUUAGAAUUGCAGAGGAGGAAUCGAUGGCUCACUUGUUUCGUGAUUGUGCCUCAUCAAAGCAAGUGCUGGAGGGAAUUGGGGUGAAGCUCUUAGCAGUAAACAUGCAACAAAAUUGGAAACAAUGGUUAAAGGAGGAGGCAUAA
Messenger RNA from Gossypium raimondii (Peruvian cotton), 949 nucleotides. RefSeq names its product protein MAINTENANCE OF MERISTEMS-like. The record is from RefSeq and is a predicted model, not a curated record. The coding region runs from base 32 to 949 and encodes 305 amino acids. Gene Ontology annotation, biological process: meristem maintenance; meristem development. The transcript has 4 exons. NCBI's taxonomy places the organism in Eukaryota, Viridiplantae, Streptophyta, Magnoliopsida, Malvales, Malvaceae.